AUGGAAACGGUGGAAAACCCACCCCCAAACCCAUCAACCAAUGGGGAUCCCAUUGUCAUCUCUGAACAGAUGAAAGAACCCACUGUUGAGGUGCAAGCACCCCAAGAGGUUCCUGUAGUCCCUGUCAGUCAAAUGGGUCAACCAAUCAUUGGGGUCCCAGUACCUGAAGGGAUCCCCACUGCCACUGCCAUUGUCACAGAAGUGGCGAAUUCAUGCCUGUCUGUCAAGGUACAAGAACCUGAUGGACGAUUUGUUCCCAUCUUUAGUGGAACUAAGCCACCUACCCCAUUGACAGUGACAGGGAAAUCGACCCAGGACAACUGGCUGGAUCGUUGA
Cantharellus anzutake is the source of this 336-nucleotide messenger RNA. RefSeq lists its product as uncharacterized. The transcript has a single exon. NCBI's taxonomy places the organism in Eukaryota, Fungi, Basidiomycota, Agaricomycetes, Cantharellales, Hydnaceae. The record is from RefSeq and is a predicted model, not a curated record. Bases 1 to 336 code for a protein of 111 amino acids.